AUGUACAUCUUGCUGUGCGGCUAUCCACCUUUCUUUGGAGAUUCCGAUGCCGAGAUCUUGUCGCGGGUUCGUUCUGGGAACUUCAGCUUCAACGAUGCGGACUGGAGGCAUAUCUCUGACAUGGCCAAGGAUUUGAUCCGUGGUCUUCUUCGAAUGAGUGAGAUAGAACGCGUGAGUGCCAAACAGGCCUUGUUUGAUCAAUGGAUCAUCCAGACAGCACCUGUCUUGAGAGCUCCCUUGAAGCAGAAGUACUUUGAGAACAUGCGCAAGUACGUAGGGUUCAACAAAUUCAAGCAAGCUACUUUGCAAAUCAUUGUUUCUCAGUUGGAACCAGAGAUUGCAAAGCCCUUGAUUGAUACCUUCAUGUGGAUAGAUAGCUCGGGAGAAGGACAUAUUGAUGCGGCGGAGAUAGAAGCAGGUAUGAAGAGGGCUGGAUGGACCGAGAUCGAAAUCCCCGAGGAUUUAGAGGAGAUGGUGAAUAGCUUGGAUGCUGAUGGCAGCGGAGAGAUUGGGCUUGGAGAGUUUGUGGCAUCGAUUCUGGACCUACAGGUCUACGCGCGGGAGGAGACCUGUUGGGCAGUCUUCCGCAUCUAUGAUCAAGAUGGCGAUGGAUUGAUCGGAAAUACUGACGUUUACAACAUUUUGAACAAUGGUCAGCCAGAGGAGGCCAUCAGUGCACACGAGUGUCGGGAGCUCAUCAAAGAAGCGGAUGAGGAUGGAGACAAGAGGAUCAGCUUCGCGGAGUUUCUGAACAUGAUGAAGGGUGUCUCAGGGAACAAGAAGGAAAAGAAGAAGGGAAGUGGGCAAGAAUUUGAUAUCCAAAUCGACAUGAUGGACGACUUGGCAAACAUCAACACGGAGCAUGAAGCUGAAAAUGCUUUCAACAGCACAGAGGACGAGAACCCUCUAUCCCAAGCGGCUGAGCGCCUAUCCCAAGAUGCAGCACUGAGCCUGCAGGAACUGCCACAUCUGGAGGCUGUGGAGGAAGCUAUGGCAAAAGUUGAGCACACUACACCAGCAGAGGAUGUGCUCCCAGCGGAGGAUGCGGUGCCAAAGGCUGACAUCCCGCCAGCAGAGGAGGUGGCGCCGGCAGAUGAUAUAGCACCAGUGGAGGAUGUGGAGGGCGUGGCUGACAUGGCACCUGAGGAUGUGGCGCAGGUGGAUGAUGUGGCACCAAUGCAGGGCAAUACAGUGGAGGUGGCAGUGAACUCAGUGAACUCGCCUAAGGUGGAGGUGAAGCGAGGGGCGUCUGGGCUCUAUGUCGCUGCCCUCUCCGUCGGCACCCCACCACAGAGGAUUUGGAUGGCUCUGGACACUGGGAGUAGCUGGUCGUGGAUUCCUGAAGCUGAAUCAGGAGAAUCUGCUGGGUUCCACACUUCAAAGUCAUCCUCAGCAACUUUGGGUGAUGAGAAGAGUUUGACCUUUGCGGACGGCGAUACAGUCUCUGGGCACAUCCUGAAGGAGCAUAUCUCGAUUGGAGGACUUGAGGUUUCAGAUGCAACCAUGGUGUUGGCACAAAACACUACAGCACCUUCAGGAGAGGGGCUACUGGGUCUUGUGGAUGACAACACCAAGGAACCAGCGGCCUGGCUACGUGGCUUCUUCAGGAAGAAGAACAAGGAUAACACGGGACGCAGCAUCAUGACGAGUCUCUGGGACGCACAUCAAGAGGUUCCGCAGACCUACCGCUUAGAAUUGGGGCUGCCGAGUCCCCAGCUGCUGGUUGGCGUUCCCAGCAGCGAUUCGUCUCUCUCAGGGCCCAGUGAUAUCACAUUCCUGGGGCCUACAUUGACGCGACUUGUGCCUAACUGGUAUGUUUCCAUGAGAGCCAUUGGUUUGAGCUACGGAAAGGAUAACCCGUCUUUGCGGAUGAGCUUUGAUUUCAACUCCGAAUUUGCCUUCGGAGCAGCCGCUUUGCUGGACUCAGGUGCCACAGCCAUUAGGGUUGGUUCUGGCAUUUGGGAGCGAAUCAUGCUGGGCAUGCCCAAUGGUUGCCGGCAAGGCAAACAGGGCGAGAUCGGCUGCCCAUGCAAGGAAGAGCUUCCGACCAUCUCAAUGAGUCUGGAGACUAUGGCCACCUUCCGAAUCUUGGGCCUGGACAGUGGGGCCGACAUCAUCGUCUGCAUCCCUCCAAGUGCUUAUGUCACACAAAGCAAUAAAUCCAAAGAUUGGUGCGAGUUGGCCAUUGUGAACGCUGGGGAGCACCAUACAAUGUGGGGGUUGGAGGCAGUUGUACUUGGACUUCCUUUCUUCAGGUCUGCUAGUGUCGUCUUCGAUGCUGGCAAUCGCGUGGUUGGGGUGGAGCCUGUUCAAAGGAGAGACUCCUCGAAGGCCAUGUGCAGUGACCCAAAGAACUGGUGGUCCACUGGAAGGCGCUUCAGCCCAAAGCGAGUGGUGGUCGCCUUGAUGAUUGUGACCAUGAUUAGCUCCUAUGUCUUCGUGGGCUUCUCACAAAGCCGGACUGCGGAGCGGUUGAGGGCUUUGCUGGAAAGCCUCCUUGGGCCGACGUUCUCAAGCCCGAGUCCAGGAGACGACAGGUCGCGCCACGCUUUUGGAACACCCUGGCAUCAGGUGUAUGGGCGGCCGCUACACCAUGGCAACACCGCCGGGGAGGCAUAUCCCAAGAAAGUAGUGCCCGGCGUUUUCAAUGGUGUGCCAGGUGAUGUUCCGUAUGAGAAGAAGCUCUGGUACAUUCGUGACACUGGCGACUUUGCUGGGAGUUCGAGCCUCCGUUGCCGCGGCCGGGAGAGUGGUGAAUGCAGUUUCAAGUCCACUGCAAACUCGAUUGGCUUUCCUUCGCCUGCUUCGCCUGGAGUGCUGUCACCCUCUGCGAGCGCACCAAAUCUAGCCGCUCCUCAGGCUCAUGAGCUUUGA
Messenger RNA from Durusdinium trenchii, 2874 nucleotides. The record is from the annotation of a GenBank genome assembly. Lineage: Eukaryota; Dinophyceae; Suessiales; Symbiodiniaceae.